UUUCAAAGCACCUGUGAAGGAGCUCUGGACAGCAUCCACGUCCAAAAGUCAAAAAAAGGCCACCACUUAGGAUUUUGGCCAAGAAAUGACGUCAAAAACCUCCACUGGACACCUUCGAAACUUAGUAAUAGGCAGCCUUCUGCUGCUGUGCUCUGCAAUUAUAUUCUAUAUUUAUUACAAGCCAACUGCAUGCCUCCAUGCUGUUAAGGUGGAGAACCAAACUCAAAUUAUUACUAAUUGCACUUCAGUCCAGGAAAAGACACCAGCCAGUCAAUCACCAAGUUUGGAAAAGGAGGAUGCUGCAACCCCCCACAAAUCUGAGAUAGUUGUCUUAAUCUGGAAGUGGCCAUUUGGAUACCACUUUGAAUUGGAAUCCUGUGAGUCAGAUUACGGUAUCAAAGGUUGCCAUCUAACAGCUGACAGAAAUCAAUUUGACAAAGCACAUGGGGUAAUGUUCCAUCUUAGAGACAUCGGAGGUGAGGUACAGGACCUGUUGACAUUAUCUCGACCUCCACGGCAGAAAUGGGUAUGGAUGAACAUGGAGUCUCCAGCUAACUCACCACAGCUGCCUGGAGGAGAUGACUUAUUCAACCUGACAUCAAACUAUAGGAGAGAUUCAGACAUCUGGGUGCCUUAUGGACGAAUCAAAGAAAUCUCUGAGAAGGACGAACCCUUUAAAAUCCCAAAAAAAGACAAAUUAGUCUGCUGGAUUGUCAGCAACUGGAACAACAACUAUAGACGAGUGGGUUACUUCAACGAACUGAGCCAACACAUCAAAGUUGAGACUUAUGGACGGCAUUUUGGGAGAUAUAUAAACGGUGAAGAUUACGGUCCAAUUGUUUCAAGCUGCAAGUUCUACCUAUCGUUUGAGAACUCCAUCUUUAAAGACUACAUCACAGAGAAGCUCUUCAGCCCAAUGAGACUUGGCACAGUUCCUGUGGUUCUCGGUCCAUCCAGGGAGAACUAUGAGGAAUUUAUACCAAAAGAUUCCUUCAUUCAUGUGGAUGAUUUCAAAACACCACAAGAACUGGCAGAACAUCUCAAACUUCUGGACCAGAACCAGGAGAUGUAUGAAAAGUACUUUGCUUGGAGAAAAGACUUUGUUGUGCAGAACACUUUGGGUCACGAGCAUGCUUGCCGUAUUUGUGAUCAUUUAAGGAGGUACAAGAAUUUCAGAAUAUUCAAAAAUGUUAAUAAGUGGUAUUGGGGCUAGCUGGCUUGUUGUACCAUCAGCUUUGUGCUGUUUACUCAGAGGGGAAAGCUUGAUUCCACAAAGAAUCUAGAUUCAAAUGUCUGGUAUGUUAUGUCGGUUAUAGUUAAGAUCUAAGCCAGUCAAGAUCCAAGCCAUAGUUUCAAAUACCUUUCAUAGAUUUGAGAAUUGACCCCUAAAUUCAUGGAACCUGAUUUUAAAUCUCAGAACUAAUUUGUCAAGUUUAUCCAGUUCUAAAGCAGCUGAAAAAGUGACAGAUCCUGAACACAGCAGUUAUUUUACAUUACCUGAUAUGAAAUACUUUUAAUAAA
Colossoma macropomum (tambaqui) is the source of this 1521-nucleotide messenger RNA. RefSeq names its product 4-galactosyl-N-acetylglucosaminide 3-alpha-L-fucosyltransferase 9-like. Gene Ontology annotation, molecular function: alpha-(1->3)-fucosyltransferase activity. The record is from RefSeq and is a predicted model, not a curated record. Gene Ontology annotation, cellular component: membrane. Lineage: Eukaryota; Metazoa; Chordata; Actinopteri; Characiformes; Serrasalmidae. Bases 86 to 1213 code for a protein of 375 amino acids. The transcript has 3 exons.